Messenger RNA from Pleurotus ostreatus (oyster mushroom), 1434 nucleotides. RefSeq lists its product as uncharacterized. The transcript has a single exon. The coding region runs from base 1 to 1434 and encodes 477 amino acids. Lineage: Eukaryota; Fungi; Basidiomycota; Agaricomycetes; Agaricales; Pleurotaceae. The record is from RefSeq and is a predicted model, not a curated record.
AUGGCGAAACGAAGCAAGACCUCGCACACCACCCUCGCAUCCCGGGACAUAGACCAACACCGGGAAGACGAACCGACGAAGAGGAAGACACCUAAACACCAACGCCAAAGAAUGGAUGUCGACAACGAACGAGAAUCCUGCAAGAAUGGGAGGCCGUUCAAAAAACUCCCAAAGACAAAGAAAAAACCACAAUACGUACCGUAUGCGCCACCCUUCCUGCUGGGACCUCAGGAGAAUACGGCCAAUGCGGUGGCCAGCACGGAGCACAUCAUCCUCAAGGAGAUGAUUGUGAACCAGGGACCACUCCAAACGACACUCAUCCAAGCCCAAGUCAACGGCUUCUUCAGCACGGAGCUCCCCGACGACCUCACAAACGAGAACCCGCACUGGGGAAUGAUCCCGAAACAAGGAACCCCCCCAGCCACCACGAUCCCGUAUACAGUGGUCGAUAUGCCGAGAAUGGUACACAAACACUCGACCUUGCUAGGGAACAUGAAAGCAGAGGUGAAGGACAUGCUGGAUAGCAGACGAGGAACUUCUAUCCUGAUACUACCCCUUGGAGCGGGAAACAAGUUCGUUAGGGAGAACGAUCGCUACGCGGAGAAGGUACUCACCUUCCUGAAAAGCCUCGAGUUCGCAGGAGGGCAAGCAGUAACAGUAGCUCCCCCAACACACCAAUUUGAACCGCCCACGAAAGCCCGUUUUGCACUGCCCUUCGCGUACAUCGCCGGAAACGUACCACCCGAGCUACGUAACUUCCUCCUGCAUCGACAAACCUUUGCCUUCAAAAUCCUGGGGAAGGAGAUAGCCUUCCAAGCAGUAGAACCACCGCAAGAUGCCCCGAGGUCGUGGGUGAUAGCCAACUACACAGGAGGAUGUGUAUCGAGCGACAUUGGGGAGAUGAAGAAAGCCCUGGGAGCCAUUAUCUCCAGCCUCUUUGACGAUGACGCUUUCACACGCGAGGUCAGCAAGGCCUUGGCAGCCAAGAACGUAGGCCAAUCGGUUCUAGAAAGAAAAGUAAUCAUGCUGUCCUUCCUCAGCCUUGCAUUCAUCCACAGGUCUACGGACGAAGUGGAACAUACCCCGGUAUGGCAGCUAGUGGGGCGACCGCUCUACGACAACAUGAAAGAACACAGGCUGUGGCUGAAGAAGUUCCGAAGGACGGCCUUCAAUAUAGGAGACAUGAAGUACCUCACCUCGACCCAAGAAGUUAUUGGGUGUGUGUGGUGUAAGGCGGAGACCCAUAGCAGCGAGGACUGCCCGUUCCCGAGGUUGGAAGACUGGAAGGAUCCGAUCCCCAACCACGCAUUCGUGAAACCGGAACCACUCUACAGACCGGAGGUAGGGGCCAAGGAGCGAGAAAUGAAGAAGAAAGUAAAGAAAGACAAGGCGGCUAAGAAAAGAGGAAAGAGAGCGGCUCAGACGGGAAAAUAG